This is a messenger RNA of Drosophila sechellia, 2905 nucleotides long. It is a transcript of the gene Prp40, whose product is annotated as pre-mRNA processing factor 40. The record is from RefSeq and is a predicted model, not a curated record. Bases 158 to 2578 code for a protein of 806 amino acids. The transcript has 6 exons. Gene Ontology annotation, molecular function: protein binding; RNA binding. Gene Ontology annotation, biological process: mRNA cis splicing, via spliceosome. NCBI's taxonomy places the organism in Eukaryota, Metazoa, Arthropoda, Insecta, Diptera, Drosophilidae. Gene Ontology annotation, cellular component: U1 snRNP; U2-type prespliceosome.
CACAGCACAAUCGACAUCUCUGGCGUGGAAAGCGGCAUUCGCUUUGAGAAUUUUACGGAUUUUUUCAUUUACCGAACGAAAAGUGAAUAGGCCGGCGCAGCACGCAACGACCGGUAGACGCUUGGUGCACCCAUUACCCAUAUAGCAAAAUAGUGAAAUGAAUGUUCCUCCUAGCGUGGGCAAUGGAGGAGCGCCACCGGGAAGGGGCAUGGGCUACACGCCGCCCGGUGCAAUCGUGCCGCAGUUUCCACCACCCGGAUUCGGGGCCCCACCCCCGCCGGAGCUGGCCGCCGCCUUCGGGGUGAUGGCCACCAGCACCGAGUGGACGGAGCACAAGGCGCCGGACGGACGCCCAUAUUACUACAAUCAGAACACGAAGCAAAGCUCGUGGGAGAAGCCUGAGGCUCUUAUGACGCCCGCCGAGCUGCUGCACAACCAGUGUCCCUGGAAGGAGUAUCGCUCUGAUACGGGAAAAGUGUACUACCACAACGUGGCCACCAAGGAGACCUGCUGGGAGCCGCCGCCGGAGUACGUGGACAUGAAGGCUAAGGCGAAGGCGGAAGAAGCUGCUGCUGCUGCCAAAGCCGUGGCAGCCAUGACAUCAUCCAGCUUAGCCGGCAUGGUGCCACCCGCUGCUCUGGCUAGCAUUCUUCCCGCUGCCCUGCCUAUUGCCCCCCGAUUACCCACUCCUGAGAUUCACUCGCCGCUGACACCCAGCAGCAACGAGAACUCGUCCUCAGCGAUGGAUCAAGCCAUGGCCGCCACGUUAGCUGCUAUAGAGGUGCCACAACAAAAUGCUAAGAAGGACGACAAGUCAGAUAGCGCUGUGGUGUUUAAGGAUAAACGCGAGGCCAUCGAGUCCUUCAAGGAGCUGCUGCGGGACCGCAAUGUGCCAUCAAAUGCGAACUGGGACCAGUGUGUGAAAAUCAUAUCAAAGGAUCCGCGCUACGCAGCCUUUAAAAAUCUGAACGAGCGCAAGCAAACAUUCAAUGCCUACAAGACGCAGAAGAUUAAGGACGAGCGAGAGGAGUCUCGACUAAAAGCCAAGAAGGCAAAAGAGGACUUGGAGCAGUUCCUUAUGUCCAGCGAUAAGAUGAACUCGCAGAUGAAAUAUUUUCGCUGUGAAGAAGUGUUUGCCGGAACGCGAACAUGGACCGCGGUGCCGGAACCUGAUCGGCGCGAUAUAUACGAGGACUGUAUAUUUAAUUUAGCGAAGCGAGAGAAGGAAGAAGCGCGGUUGCUAAAAAAACGCAACAUGAAGGUUCUGGGCGAGCUGCUGGAGUCGAUGACUUCAAUCAAUCAUGCCACCACCUGGUCAGAGGCUCAGGUUAUGCUAUUGGACAACGCAGCAUUUAAAAAUGAUGUGACCCUGCUGGGUAUGGACAAGGAGGACGCCCUUAUUGUCUUCGAAGAGCACAUUCGUACCUUGGAGAAGGAGGAGGACGAGGAACGUGAGCGGGAAAAGAAGCGCAUGAAGCGACAGCAGCGCAAAAACAGGGACUCCUUUCUGGCGCUACUCGACUCCCUGCAUGAAGAGGGAAAGCUCACUUCCAUGUCGUUGUGGGUGGAGCUGUAUCCCAUCAUAUCAGCCGAUCUGCGAUUCUCCGCUAUGCUCGGCCAGAGCGGGUCUACACCCCUGGAUCUUUUCAAGUUCUAUGUGGAAAACCUGAAAGCCCGCUUCCAUGAUGAAAAGAAAAUAAUAAGGGAGAUCCUCAAGGAAAAAGCAUUUGUUGUCCAGGCGAAGACAUCCUUCGAGGACUUUGCCACGGUCGUGUGUGAAGAUAAGCGGUCAGCCAGCCUGGACGCGGGAAAUGUGAAGCUCACAUACAACUCCCUGCUGGAAAAGGCAGAGGCCAUCGAAAAGGAGCGGAUGAAAGAGGAGGUGCGAAGGUUGCGGAAACUUGAAAAUGAAAUUAAAAACGAAUGGCUGGAGGCGAACGUCUCAGUGGCCGAACCCUAUGAGAGCGCCAAGAAGCUGGUGGAGCACCUUGAAGCAUUUGCCCUGUAUGAAAAGGAAAUCGGUGUGGAGAAGAUCUGGGAGGACUUUGUUAAGGAAAGCGAAGAUGCGUGCAGCCAUCAUCACUCGCGGUCACGCAAAUCUAAGAAAAACAAGAAGCACAAAAAACGAGUACGGUCCGUCUCAAGAUCAGACAUUGAGAAUGAGCAUAUAGAAGUGGAGAAGUCAAAGCGAAGGCUCUCCAAGACACGAUCGCAUUCCCUGACCUCAAUUGGCAGCAUCGAGAGCGAAAAAUUACUGAAGAAGAAAAAGAAGCGCAAGAACAAACUGCGAGGUUCCUCGUGCGAAUCGGAGGUUCCAGGCAUCCAGUCGCCGGGAACUCAAGCUCUCCUCCAGAACGACUCAAACUCGCACUCACCCGCGAAGAAAAAGAAGAAGGAGAAGCGAGCUAAGAAGGACAAGCGACACAAUAGGCACAAUCGAUCCGGCACGCCCCUUAGUCCUGCCCAGUCCGUCGAGUCGGCUGGAUCGCGAAACGAGGAGCUGACGUUAAGUGACGGCGAGCUGGAAUCAAAGCGAGCGGCUCUUCUAGCCCAACUCAGCGAGCAGCUGGACGAGUGACCAGCUGACAGGCGUUGAGCCAAAGCUGACAUCGACAUCGUGUGGCACUCUCCAGCUCUAGCUCUAGCUUAAGGAGGACCGGGAGAGGCAGCUAGCCCUGGACUCAGUUGCUGGACAAGUUCUCUUUUCAGUCCUUGCCUUCCACUGCACUCUGCUUCGUUUGGUUUAGAUACUGUCCUCGUCCCAGCACAAACCACACAUUGUAAUUUCUUAGUCGCAAUAAGUUUCAAUGUAUAAAUGAGAAUUAAACCUAACGAGUCAAAUUUUAAGUUAUACGCAAAUGAUUUUGAGUCUGCAUCAAAAUAAACCAAUUCUAUCGUAAAUACA